This is a messenger RNA of Colletotrichum karsti, 1380 nucleotides long. RefSeq lists its product as uncharacterized. The transcript has 5 exons. Bases 1 to 1380 code for a protein of 459 amino acids. The record is from RefSeq and is a predicted model, not a curated record. NCBI's taxonomy places the organism in Eukaryota, Fungi, Ascomycota, Sordariomycetes, Glomerellales, Glomerellaceae.
AUGCAGAAAUCGCCUGACUUUAUCCACAGUACAAACUGCCUGCAGAACGGCAAGGACUGCGUGUACCCUGGACCCGAUCCAGAUCCGGAGUCUCAGUCCGAAGCAUGGUCAGAGUCCCGGUCCGAGGCCGACUCGGCACUGAUCCCGGUUGAGGAGUCGGCGCGGCUUGUCAACGUCCUGUCUCAACAACCGUUCGCCGGGUUUUCAGGUGACUACCAGCUUUCGGAUAUGUCGCAGUGGCUUUUCCACCAAUUUUCCAAUUUCUACGUUAGAGGACAAACCCCGGUGGAAAGAGGGCAGAACCUCUGCAGUCUGCAGCGCACAGUACUGCACCCAGGACUUCUUCAUGGCUGCUUGGUUGUCGCGGCCUGUCAGUGGGCAUGGGUUACUGGAUCCCUUGAGCAUGUCAAGGUGCCCUUUCUCUAUCACAAGGCAGCAGCCUACGAGUUCGCCAAGAAACAACUGUCAGAGGCUGAGAACCCCGUCAGUGACACGGCGGUCUUCGCCAUAGCGACGCUGGCACUCACCGAGGGCGCCGUGGGCGAUCUAGAUGCUUCUUCCAAGCAUCUGCGGGGCCUGCAUAGGUUGACGCUCAGAAAAAAUGGAUACAACCUGAUGAGGUCAAAUCUAGCACAACAGAUGCUGGCGAUGGCAGGCGAUCGUUUGCGCCGGGGCGAAGUUCAUGUCAUACACGACGCCAUCAGUGCCGAUUUCCAGCCAAGCAUCAUUGCCUUGCUUUUCACGUCGUUAUGGGAUAUGGAGAGCCUACCCCCAAGGCAGGCCCCGAAAUACGGCUGGUGGGAAGAAGCUGAGACCCCAACAGACUUCCUUUGGCAAGACUAUACCAAGAAUCUGAACUGGGAGCUAUCUCGUGGCUUCGACCCCGAGCGCAACAUCGCCACAAUGUUGAAUGGCGAUCCGAAGAGUAGUCGAGCGAGCUACAUCGCGACUUUCUUCUACCUCGUGAUGGCCGUCAACGACAGCGAAAUGGAUUGCGUUUUGACCGUUUGGCUGCUUGAGCAGCUGAUAGAUGACGUAUGCGACAAAGAGGCGGAGAUGAUAUCUGGUUCCUUCAGCAGAAGCUUGUGGUUCUGGAGUGUUCUGUUUGGCGCAGCUAUAGCCAAUUCGGGACGCCCUAUCACAGAUACCGGCAGACAGCAACUGGCGAAGUGGAAGGCUGUGUACGCCGCAAAACUAGGGCUCGUAAGCUCUGUAUUGGAUCUCAAAAAUUGGCAAUCGGCCAAGAUGGCUCUGGCCGAGGUCGCCUGGUCUGAAGGGUCGGAUGCUGAGAGCAGACUGCGAAACAUAUGGGAAGACGCAACAUCGAACCGAUACGAGAGCAAAAACGUCCUCGACAUCAGCGGCCGGGGUACUGUAUGA